ACUUCUCCCAACACUCCAAGAUCCAUCUAACCCUAGCAAAGCAGCCUCCAUUGUUUUCUUCGAAUUUUCUUUUUCUCCGAUUCCUUAUACGUUCGUUUGUUGUCAUCGGUAGAUUUCUCUGAUCUGUAAUGGCCGGAAAGGGCGAGGGUCCUGCGAUCGGGAUCGAUCUCGGCACGACGUACUCGUGCGUCGGUGUCUGGCAGCAUGACCGUGUUGAGAUCAUCGCCAAUGAUCAGGGAAACAGGACGACGCCGUCCUACGUAGCCUUCACCGAUACCGAGAGGCUCAUUGGUGAUGCCGCGAAGAACCAGGUCGCCAUGAACCCGAUCAACACUGUCUUCGAUGCUAAGCGGUUGAUUGGUAGAAGGUUCAGUGACUCCUCGGUUCAGGGUGAUAUGAAGCUAUGGCCAUUCAAGGUCAUUGCUGGUCCUGGUGACAAGCCCAUGAUUGUUGUCAACUACAAGGGUGAGGAGAAGCAGUUUGCUGCUGAGGAGAUCUCUUCCAUGGUUCUCAUCAAGAUGCGUGAGAUUGCUGAAGCUUACCUCGGCACGACUGUGAAGAACGCUGUUGUCACGGUUCCUGCCUACUUCAAUGACUCCCAAAGGCAGGCCACUAAGGAUGCUGGAGUGAUUGCUGGUCUGAACGUGAUGCGCAUCAUCAAUGAACCCACCGCUGCAGCUAUUGCCUAUGGUCUUGACAAGAAGGCCACCAGCGUUGGUGAGAAGAAUGUGUUGAUCUUUGACCUUGGCGGUGGUACCUUUGAUGUGUCUCUGCUGACCAUCGAGGAAGGUAUCUUCGAGGUGAAGGCAACCGCUGGGGACACUCACCUUGGAGGUGAGGACUUUGACAACAGGAUGGUGAACCACUUCGUGCAGGAGUUCAAGAGGAAGCACAAGAAGGACAUCAGUGGAAACCCGAGGGCUCUCAGGAGAUUGAGGACAGCCUGUGAGAGGGCGAAGAGGACCCUCUCGUCUACUGCUCAGACUACCAUUGAGAUUGAUUCGCUGUACGAGGGUGUUGACUUCUACACAACGAUUACUCGUGCGAGGUUCGAGGAGCUCAAUAUGGACCUGUUCAGGAAGUGCAUGGAGCCUGUCGAGAAGUGUUUGAGGGAUGCUAAGAUGGACAAGAGCACUGUCCAUGAUGUCGUGCUUGUUGGUGGUUCGACUAGGAUUCCCAAGGUGCAGCAGCUGUUGCAGGAUUUUUUCAAUGGCAAGGAGCUGUGCAAGAGCAUUAACCCUGAUGAGGCCGUGGCCUAUGGAGCUGCUGUUCAGGCUGCGAUCUUGAGUGGAGAGGGCAACGAGAAGGUCCAGGACUUGCUGCUUUUGGAUGUCACCCCGCUGUCCCUCGGUCUAGAGACUGCUGGAGGUGUGAUGACAGUCCUCAUCCCGAGGAACACCACUAUCCCCACCAAGAAGGAGCAGGUCUUCUCGACCUACUCAGACAACCAGCCUGGUGUCCUCAUCCAGGUCUACGAGGGUGAGAGAGCAAGGACGAGGGACAACAACUUGCUCGGCAAGUUUGAGCUCUCCGGUAUUCCCCCUGCGCCAAGGGGUGUUCCUCAGAUUACUGUCUGCUUUGAUAUUGAUGCCAAUGGUAUCUUGAAUGUCUCGGCCGAGGACAAGACGACAGGGCAGAAGAACAAGAUCACCAUCACCAAUGACAAGGGUAGGCUGUCGAAGGAGGAGAUUGAGAAGAUGGUGCAGGAGGCCGAGAAGUACAAGUCAGAGGACGAGGAGCACAAGAAGAAGGUUGAGGCCAAGAACGCCCUCGAGAACUAUGCCUACAACAUGAGGAACACCAUCAAGGAUGACAAGAUAAGCGCCAAGCUGUCUGCUGCCGACAAGAAGAAGAUCGAGGACGCGAUCGACCAGGCCAUCCAAUGGUUGGAUGGGAACCAGCUCGCAGAGGCCGACGAGUUUGAAGACAAGAUGAAGGAGUUGGAGAGCAUCUGCAACCCCAUCAUCGCCAAGAUGUACCAGGGUGCUGGUUCCGACGCUGGUGGAGGCAUGGACGAGGAUGCUCCUCCCUCUGGUAGCAGCGGUGCUGGCCCCAAGAUUGAGGAGGUCGACUAAGUGAGGAGGAUGUAAAGUCACGGAGAUGUUGGGGUGUUGGGUUUAAGGAUGUUCGCUUAGGUUCCGUCACAUUUUGAUUUUCUUCUUUCUUUUUCAAAUUUUGGAUCGAUUGGGGAUAUUAUUGGUGCGGUAAGUGAAAGUCAUUUUGUGAAACUUGCUUCAGGAUUUGCAAUAUAUAUGUUUAGUCGAAUUACUCUUCAUGUCGUGGUCAAAAAGGAAUUGCUCUCCA
This is a messenger RNA of Punica granatum (pomegranate), 2304 nucleotides long. NCBI's taxonomy places the organism in Eukaryota, Viridiplantae, Streptophyta, Magnoliopsida, Myrtales, Lythraceae. The record is from RefSeq and is a predicted model, not a curated record.